This is a messenger RNA of Suillus plorans, 1261 nucleotides long. RefSeq lists its product as uncharacterized. The record is from RefSeq and is a predicted model, not a curated record. Bases 84 to 1037 code for a protein of 317 amino acids. Lineage: Eukaryota; Fungi; Basidiomycota; Agaricomycetes; Boletales; Suillaceae. The transcript has 3 exons.
CAAAUCGGCAAAUCGAACCGUAACCUAUCGUCCACCAUACUCAGCGUAACUCCCCUGCCUGUACUACUGUACAAUAGCUCGCCAUGAUCAAAGGCCAUCUCACCCACAUUUUCAACAUAUUGAAGAAAUGGCUUUCACGACUUGCACGUCGCCCUACUGGUUUGUUCUUUGUUGUCUUGUCUUCACUGUAUCGCUUUGUACCAGGUCAUUUGAAGCUCGGUGAUCGGAGCACUCGUUUUCGAAGCGGGGUGCUCCCGCGAUCUCAAGAGGUUAUCAAAGGAGAGGAUUCACCCAUUUGCCUGAGUCUUCUGCCGCCUGGUCAAAUGGAGCGGGAAGCUGGAGAGGAGCCUCCAUUGCCCUCAGACGAUCCUUACACAAGAUCCCAUUCACGACAUCCACGACCUUUACGAAACAGUACAGCCAUCCCUCCGUCGGACGCCAAUCAAACAACGAUAGGAUACGGAGUCAGUGCCAGUCAGACGGAUGGGCACUAUCAAGGCUCUGUAUCAAGUUUACACAUGUCUCUACAUAUGGAGGAGAGUUCUGUGAAAGGAGAGAUACCCCCCAAGGACGGGGCAUUGGAGGAGCCCAGCGGUCCAGGUCCUUCACGCCUUCCUGGCCUCCAUGGAAUAUCCACAACACAUGAACGACCACGAGGAUACCUGAACGAUGCUUCGAAAGUCCGCACUGGUAAAACUGCAUAUCGAAAACACACAGGACAAAUCAAACCUCACCGAAGGAGCGCAUAUAGUAUCACGGAUGAAUCCGCGAAUAUGGGUUCUGUUCCAUUGGAUUCGUCUGCCCAGGCUAUACCGAUAGUAAUACCAGGUCAAUGUUUAGAUCAUCAUGUGCAUUACACUGCUCCCCCCGGCAACAAUGAGCAGGUACCGGCCUCAGAGGUUGUCAUAGUAUAUGAUGGCCCGCAGCUAAGCUCUAUGGUUCCAGAUGAUAUCAGGAGGUAUGGCAGGUGCCGUUUCCGAGAGUACAAGGUCACCGACUUUACCAUCCCUGCUUUGACAUUGGCUGCGCAUAGGUAAGUCAUUUUAUGACCUUCAGUCGCCGCACUUCAACUCUUUCAAGCAUGGAUGUGCCCGAAGAAUGGACUGCGUUUGUGCACCCAGAGGGUGCCCGUUACUUUGUGAACCAAGAAACGAGAACAUUCACAGAUAUGAAUGUUUGUGAACCAGAUAUAUGCGAUGACAUCGAAUAUUUCAUGCACUAUCUGCUGAACGAACUCCAGCAGGCCAUCGAGGACGGGAAC